Messenger RNA from Bombyx mandarina (wild silkworm), 2562 nucleotides. Its product is annotated as ubiquitin carboxyl-terminal hydrolase 3. Gene Ontology annotation, biological process: protein deubiquitination. The record is from RefSeq and is a predicted model, not a curated record. Lineage: Eukaryota; Metazoa; Arthropoda; Insecta; Lepidoptera; Bombycidae. Gene Ontology annotation, molecular function: zinc ion binding; cysteine-type deubiquitinase activity.
UCCUAUUAGAAGACGGAACUCCUUGUAUUUUUCCUUGAAUGUAGCUAAUAAUUACAUCGUGAUUAAAUACUUACAUUUCACUUAAUUUUUCUGUACUAUGAAGAAUGGAAUGCGAACAUUUGUUAGAUAACGUCAAAUUGGAACAAAUCAAAGUCGAAGACACAAAAAUCACAAAGAACUUCAGUUGUUCAGAAUGUUCAGUACCAGAACAGAACUGGCUUUGCCUACAUUGUGGUGCGGUGAACUGUGGUCGUUAUGUAAAUGGCCAUGCGAAGAACCAUGCUGACACACUUGGACACCAGCUUUGCAUUAGCUGUGAUGCUUAUUCUGUAUAUUGUUACAAAUGUGAUGAUUACAUUAUAAAUGAUACUGAGAACCAUAUAGAUACAAUAAGGCAAUGUAUUAUACGGAUUAGGCAACAAAAUGAUGAAAAACAAGACAGCACAGAAAAGCACGAAGAUAGCAGACAAGAUAAUGAUGACUGUGAUGCCAAUAUACCUGGUUUGGGCACUGCUUCAGAUGAUAUAGUGCUCAAUGUUAUUGAAGGAGAUAUAGCAGUGCAACCAACAAGCUCUUCUUUAGAUCCUCACAGUACAGAAAUUGAAAACUGUGAUAGUAAAUUUGAUAAAUGUAUUAAGGGGACUGAAGAAUCUAUACGAAGUCUUAGACCAAGAUCGAGGAAGAGAACUCAUUCCGAGGACAGUAGCUCAACUGAAAACUCAUUACAGAUAAACAGAAAAGAUAAAAAACGAUCGCCUUCUAAUGGAAAGCUUCAGAGAGAAAAAAAAGUUGUAGGAUUAAAGAAUUUAGGCAACACAUGUUUCAUGAAUGCAGUUCUUCAGAGUCUGAACAAUAUACAAGAAUUUAGUUGUUAUUUCAAUCAAUUACCUUCUUUGGAGAUGAAGGCUAAUGGCAGGAAGGUGUAUCAUUCAAGGAGUUAUACACGACAGGAGAUGAAUGAUGUUGUAAUGGCUGAAGAACUCCGUAAGGUGUUGAUAAAUCUCAAUACUGGUGGAUGCGGUUCGAAGGGUGCUAUUUCACCGGAGUGCUUGUUCCUUGUGAUCUGGAAGGUGGUACCGAGGUUUAGGGGUUAUCAGCAGCAGGACGCACAUGAGUUUCUCAGAUACAUGCUGGACAGAUUACACACGGAGCUGUUGCAACUGCUGCCCCCCGAGAAGCCAGAGCCCGGGUUCGUGGCGCGGCCUCCGUCGGCGUCCAUCGUCACCGCCGUGUUCGGGGGAACGUUGCAGAGCGAGGUUCGUUGCUUGGCGUGCGGCACGGAAAGCAAGAAGUACGACCCUUUCUUAGAUCUCUCACUGGAAUUACCAGAAGUCGGAAGAAAUGAUACGCCCGUCGCUCUUUCGGAUUGUCUCGCCAGCUUUGUACAGGUCGAGGAGUUGGCCGACACGGAGCGGUACUUCUGCAGCAGCUGCAAAUGUAAGCAGAAGUCCACUAAGCAGUUCUGGAUUCGGAGGUUGCCGAACGUUUUGUGUCUACAUUUGAAAAGGUUUCGGUGGCACAAUUAUUUCAGGACCAAGGUGGACACUUCGAUCUCGUUCCCGCUGCGCGCGCUGGACGUGUCCCGCUUCGUGCGCGACGUGCGGCGCGCCGAGCACGACGCGCUGCUGUACGACCUCGCCGCCGUCAUCGUGCACCACGGCUCCGGGGCCGGGUCUGGUCACUACACCGCGUUCGCUAUUAACGAGGAGCAGUGGUUCCACUUCAACGACCACACGGUGCGCGCCGCGGACUCGCACGCCGUCGCCAGCUGCAAGCCCUACAUACUCUUCUACAUCCGCAGGGAACUGUCGCUGUGACACCGAUACCGACCUCAAUACUCACAAUUUUGACCCUCGUACACUCAGAUUAGUCUGUAAUGGUGUAAUCAAGAAGGGUAUAAUUAAAAUAAAUUGGGACCUGAGAUACAAAUGGCUGACUCUAAGUGAAUGGAGUGACAGAGAAGGGACAAGACAAAAAAAAGUUUGAGAAUCUAUGUUCAAAGGUCAUUGCUCCCUGUAAUAAUUAAGAUUGUAAACACUGUAUGAUCGUAGUGUUGCCAACUUUUAUUUUAUACAGCGCGCUCAAAGAUCGUUACAAGUAGCUUAAAAUAUAUAAAAUAAAAUGGCUGUUAGGUAUGUAUGUAUGCUCCCGUGACCUGUGUGCAAGUUUCUUGGGCUCUGUCCUUUUGACUUUUAUUAUAAUAUGUACAUGGAAGGCUCCAUGAAGGUCGCUGCUAUUAAAAUCUACUGAAUUGCAAAUAUGCAUUAUUCUAUGCAUAUAUCGACUAGUAAUUUUUUUUAAAAAACCUCAUUCUCAAAACACGUUUAUAAAUUUUAUAAAAUCGUAAUUCUCAUCACGCAUUCGUUUUUGGGAGUGAUUUUUGCAAAUGAGUAUCCGAAAUAAUUUUUUGUAACGUAAUAAAAUAUUUUUAGUCUAAACAAUGAAUUAUGUCAGCCUUUUUUUAACAAGAUGUUUUCUAUUUUUUUAUUAAUUCGCAAUAGGUCAAAAUAAGUUUCGUGUUUUUUAUUUUCUCGCAAAUGAGGUUGUGUUUUCGAUUGUGAA